Oppiella nova is the source of this 1062-nucleotide messenger RNA. The record is from the annotation of a GenBank genome assembly. NCBI's taxonomy places the organism in Eukaryota, Metazoa, Arthropoda, Arachnida, Sarcoptiformes, Oppiidae.
UAACAUAAGUGGAAAGAGAUCUGUAUUGAGAAACAUCUAAUAAAUUGCAGUCCAAUAAGUAGUCCACCGAUUCUUAUAGUCAUAUCGUUUGAUGGCUUUCGAUACGAUUAUGUAUCGCCAGAGUCGACGCCAACCCUCUAUAAACUUCGUACAAACGGAGUGAGCGGUCACAUGAUAUCAAACUAUAUCACCAAAACAUAUCCCAAUCACCAGUCGAUAGCCACCGGUUUUUAUGAGGAGAACCACGGGAUAGUAUCCAACCAUUUCUAUGAUCCCCGAUAUAACCAGACCUUUGACAUCGAUAAAUCACCCGACUAUUGGUGGACUGAAUGGCCCGUCACACCUGUCUGGACAGUAAACCAAUUGUACGGACAGUCCAGUGGUGUAAUGCAAUGGCCGGGCGCUCACGUCAGAUACCGGGACCAAUCGCCCCGUUACCUCCAAAACUAUAACCACUCCAUACCAUGGAAUACAAGAAUUGAUACAAUGAUCGGGUGGUUAACAGACGGCAGAGCACCGGCCAGUUGUGUAUUUGCCUACUUUGAUGAGCCCGACGCUACAUCCCAUGAAUUCGGACCAUUCAGUACUCAGACUUAUAGUCAAGUGCUUAGGGCUGAUGCUGUCAUCAGAUAUCUGUUGCAGAGAUUGGAUGAAAAGAGUUUAUUAAACCAAACGAAUCUUAUUAUUCUAGCUAAUCGUGUGAUUAACUUGAAUGACAUACUGGACCCCAGUUGGUACGACUGGUACGGAGGUUCUCCCAACUGGUCUAUACUACCAAAACCCGGUCAUUACGAUAAGAUCUAUGAAAUACUAUGGAAAGCCUCACAGACUAUGCCUUUUACCAUCUAUAAGAGACAAGAGAUACCUGAGCACUACCACUACAGUAGGAAUCGCAGAAUAUUACCUCUAUUUCUUGUAGCCGAUGAGGGAUGGGAUGUGUUUCAGAAUGUGAGUCAAGUGCAUAAACCUAAGGGUUGGCCCGUUUGGGGUAAUCACGGGUGGGAUAACCGGUUGCUAUCAAUGAGACCACUAUUCAUGGCCAAUGGACCCGCGUUUAAGAGC